UACAUUUUUUCUUCUUCUUUUGAGCUGCUUGUUGCACAGGAAUUUCCCCUGUGUCUUAUCUUAAAAGUGGAUUUUCCCAAAGAAGUUUCCCUUUCUCCGGGUCUGCAUUAUUUGCUUCAGGCUACAAUAAAAUACAACUCAUUCAUAAAUGUAACCAUGGAUGUUUCUCAGUUAAUCUGCACCAUUUUGGGGCAUAUUGUGACGCACUUUCCUCGGAGGCGGAAUCACGGACAGAAAAAAACCCCAAGCAGGCUCGGAGCCGGACUCAUUACCGUGAACCACAGUAGGACUCUGAAGCUGCGCUCGGACGGACACAACGGAAGGAUGUGGCUGCUGUCGGUGCUGGUGCCUCUUCUCAAGCUGCAUUUCUGCGGAAUCAAAGUUCUUCUCUAUCAGGCCUUCAACAGAUCUUUUACGCUCCCAGUGUUGCCCAAGCAGAAUGGAAGAUUUGCCAUUGUGACUGGCGGUACCAGAGGAAUGGGUUUUGAGACAGCGAAACAUCUGGCAAGGCUCGGCAUGCAUGUUGUCAUAGCUGGAAACGAGAGAGAAGAAGGCGCAGCGGCCAUCUGGAGGAUUCAGGAAGAAGACUGCGUGGGGAAAGUUGAGUUUGCCUACGUGGACCUGACCUGUCUGAAAUCAGUGCGACAGUUUGCUCAGACUUUCCAAAACCGAGGGCUCCCCCUCCAUGUCCUGGUUAACAACGCUGGAACCAUGAUGCUUCCUGAGAGACGGACGGAGGACGGCUUUGAGUUCCACUUUGCGCUCAACUACCUGGGCCACUUCCUGUUGACCAACCUGCUGCUGGACACGCUGAAGAGGUCAGGACGGCAGGGCCGCUGCUCCAGGGUGGUCAACAUGUCCUCGGCUACGCACUACGCAGGAGUGGUGCAAAUGGACGACUUAAACCUCAGGAACUCCUACACUUCCCUCGGUGCCUACGCCCAAAGCAAACUGGCUUUGGUCCUCUUCACCUACUACCUGCAGGAGCAGCUGGCGGCCGGCGGCUUCCCGGUGACCGCCAGCGCCGUAGACCCUGGCAUGGUGAACACGCCGCUGUACGACAACCUAUGGAGCAUCGCGCAGGCUCUGAAGAAACCGGUGGCCAAGAUCCUGUUCAGGACUCCUGCCCAGGGAGCGUCCAUAUCUGUCUACGCUGCAGCUGCCUCUGAGCUGGAGGGGGUGGGGGGCUGUUACCUGUACAACGGCCACAGGAAGCAGUCCUCGGACACUUCCUACGACUCUGAGCUGCAAGCCGAGCUGUGGAAGAAGAGCUGUGAGCUGGUGGGCCUUCAGGAGGCCUGACUCCUCCACAGUCACAGUGGAUCUGUGUCUCUAAUAGGGUUGGGUAUCGAGACACGGUGCUAAUACGGCACCGGUGCCUUAAUGACCGUUAUCUACUGGACCGAAUAGCAACGCGGAUUUCGGUGCCUCAUUUCGGUGCCCCAUUUCGGUGCCCCUUAAAUGCCUGCGCUUCUCUCUGAUGCUCCGAAACGGACGUUAGAGGCAACCGAAACAU
Molecule: messenger RNA, 1516 nt
Organism: Sander lucioperca (pikeperch)
Lineage: Eukaryota; Metazoa; Chordata; Actinopteri; Perciformes; Percidae
Product: dehydrogenase/reductase SDR family member on chromosome X-like
Exons: 7
Coding region: 157-1302 (381 amino acids)
Source: RefSeq, a predicted model, not a curated record